AUAAAUAAAUAGAUAAAUAACCAUAUGGAAGAAUUAAUAUUUUUGACAAAGCGCCCUGAAGUAUGACGCGACGGAAAGGGUCUGGCUACGCGAGAGUAGCGCAAACUGUGAGCAGGAAAGCGAAGACAAUACAAUGGCAGCAUUUACAGAAUUUGGAGUCUUGCCCGAAAUAGUCAAGGCUGUAGAGGAAAUGGGAUGGACGUUACCAACAGACGUUCAAGCUGAAGCAGUUCCUCUUAUUCUUGGCGGUGGAGACGUUCUAAUGGCUGCUGAGACUGGUAGUGGCAAAACUGGUGCAUUUAGUCUUCCUGUAAUUCAAAUUGUGUAUGAGACAUUGAGAGAAAAGAGACAAGGAGGGAUGAAAAAGGUAUCUGCAGGAUUAUCUGGUUGGAAGAUGAAUUUUUUGGACAGAGAUCCUGAAGUUGCUAUUAGUGAAGAUGGUUUGUUGUGCCAAUGUCGAGAGCACAGAGCAUGGCAAGGUUGCAGGUCAACACAGGGAGUAGCAAAAAGCGGACGUUACUAUUAUGAAACUGUUGUGACUGAUGAGGGUUUGUGUCGUGUUGGUUGGGCAACUCUAAAGGCAGGACGAGAACUAGGGAAGGACAAACAAAGCUUUGGGUUUGGUGGCACAGGGAAGAAGUCUUAUGGCAGUCAGUUUGAUGAUUAUGGCGAGAGUUUUGGAAUAAAUGAUACUAUUGGAUGCUACUUGGAUCUCAACAAUAGGGAAAUAUCCUUCAGCAAGAAUGGGAAGGAUCUAGGUCGUGCGUUUGAAGUUCCUUUGCACUUGAAAGACCUUGGCUUUUUUGCAGCAGUAACACUGAAGAAUGCGGAAAUGAAGUUCAAUUUUGGAGACUCUCCUUUUCAAUAUCCACCUAAGAAUGGAUUUGUUCCUUUAAAUAAGGCUGAUCGUCAGUAUGUCGUUUCAGGAAGUACAGGUGCUGCUCAGUUUGAUCCAAAGAAGCAUAGUCCAUCUGCGAUCAUCAUUGAACCAUCUCGGGAAUUGGCUCAACAGACUAAUGACAACAUUGUUUCAUUUAAGAAGUAUUUGCCUCCACCUGCUAUUAAGGAACUUCUGUCUGUUGGUGGUCAACCUGUUAAAGAACAGAUUGCAGCACUGUCUAUGGGAGUAGACAUUGUGACUGGCACUCCUGGUCGUUUGGAUGAUCUGAUCAGUACUAAUCACCUUGAUCUGUCACAAGUUCGAUUUUUUGUUCUGGAUGAAGCGGAUGGAUUGUUGUCUCAAGGUCAUAGUGAAUUGAUAAAUCGUAUUUAUCAACAAAUACCAAAACUAGGCUGGGAUGGGAAGCGUCUGCAGAUGAUUGUUUGCUCCGCCACUCUUCAUUCUCUUGAUGUGAAACGAUUAGCGGAGAAAUGCAUGCAUUUUCCGAUGUGGAUAGAUUUGAAGGGUCAAGACAGUGUCCCUGAGACAGUCCACCAUGUGGUUGUUUGGGUUGAUCCAACAAAGGACACAAGUUGGCAGGGACUCAAGCAUUCAGUUGUGACAGAUGGAGUACAUAGACAUGACAAGGUUAAACCAGGAUCACAAUCAAAUGAAACAUUAUCUGAAUCCAUCAAACUAUUGAAGGCUGAGUAUACAUUGAAGGCGAUAGAAGAACACAAAAUGGAUCAGGCUCUUAUAUUUUGUCGUACCAAACUUGAUUGCGACAACUUGGAGCACUAUUUACUGUCUAAAGGAGGCGGUCCUAAAGCAUUAGUUAAUAAAUACUCAUGUGUCUGUCUGCACAGUGAUCGGGCAGCAGCUCAACGAAAGGCCAACCUUCAAGCAUUUAAGGAUGGAGAAGUUCGAUUUCUUAUUUGCACUGAUGUAGCUGCUAGAGGAAUUGAUGUUAGGGGAAUUCCAUUUGUGAUCAACGUGACGUUGCCAGAUGAACGUGUGAACUACGUUCAUCGAAUUGGACGAGUAGGAAGAGCAGAAAGGAUGGGCCUUGCGAUUUCUCUUGUGGCUACAGUUCAAGAGAAGGUAUGGUACCAUUCAUGUCCCAGCAGAGGCAAAAACUGUAACAACACUCGCUUGAAGAGUGAUGGUGGAUGUACUAUCUGGUACAAUGAGAAACAGUAUUUGGCUGAUGUGGAAAACCAUUUAGGAGAAAGUAUUACUGCUGUGGAAAAUGAUAUUAUAGUACCUGUCAAUGAGUUUGAUGGGAAAGUUGUUUAUGGAGAGAAGCGUGGUAACAAAGGCAGUUCAUAUGAAGCUCACACAGAACAACUGGCGCCAUCGGUACAAGAACUGGCUGUUCUAGAACGUUUGGCUCAAACUUCAUUUCUAUGUAGACGUCACGGCAAAGGAAUGUACUGAUGUCUCUAUAGUGCGCUAGUGCAUCAUUAUGAUUGCAUGACGUCAUAAGGACGUUUGUCUAGAGCUCGUACAGUUGUACAGGUGUACGUAGCUACCAUAACGAGUGACUGUCGUGUUCUGUUUUUCUUGCGUCUUGUAAUGUGGAACGUUUUACGUAUUGGGUAAGAAUAAUAACAAAGCGUAGGAGA
Molecule: messenger RNA, 2505 nt
Organism: Corticium candelabrum
Lineage: Eukaryota; Metazoa; Porifera; Homoscleromorpha; Homosclerophorida; Plakinidae
Product: ATP-dependent RNA helicase DDX1-like
Exons: 32
Coding region: 134-2317 (727 amino acids)
Biological process (GO): rRNA processing
Cellular component (GO): nucleolus
Molecular function (GO): RNA binding; ATP binding; protein binding
Source: RefSeq, a predicted model, not a curated record